Messenger RNA from Leishmania mexicana MHOM/GT/2001/U1103, 1380 nucleotides. RefSeq names its product cystathionine beta-lyase-like protein. Gene Ontology annotation, cellular component: cytoplasm. The record is from RefSeq and is a predicted model, not a curated record. The transcript has a single exon. NCBI's taxonomy places the organism in Eukaryota, Euglenozoa, Kinetoplastea, Trypanosomatida, Trypanosomatidae. Gene Ontology annotation, molecular function: pyridoxal phosphate binding. The coding region runs from base 1 to 1380 and encodes 459 amino acids. Gene Ontology annotation, biological process: 'de novo' L-methionine biosynthetic process; transsulfuration.
AUGAUGCACGCGGUCAGCGCCGCCAAAACCUCCAUCAACCGCACUAUUCUGACGGCGCUGGAGGAGGAGCGGCAGUACCUGGAGCAGGCUAUGCUUCCCGUCAGCUACAAGCUCCCGAAAGGUGCUGACUACAGCGAACUCCCCACCUACCCAAAACGCCCGCACUUCGACCAGGCAGCGAAGCAUCCCAGCACGCAGGUCGUCAUCUUCGAUGGCUGCCCCAACGACCCUUAUCACCCGACCUCGAUGCCCAUCUACCAAACCGCGACCUUUGUCCAGCCCGACAUUGAGGAGUUCGGUCCGUACGACUACAGCCGUAGCGGCAACCCGACUCGCACGGCCAUCGAGACCCUCGUCGCCAACCUCGAGGGGGCCCACGCUGCCUUCGCUUUUUCGUCCGGCAUGGCGGCACUGCAGACACUCGUGACAACGCUGAACGCUGGCGACACCAUCCUCGCCAGCAGCGACCUUUACGGGGGCAUGCACCGUCUCCUGACACAGAUCACCUCGUGCCUCGGGAUGGCCGUUGUGUUUGUGCCGAUGUGGGACACGGAGGCGGUGCGCAAGGCGCUCGUCGAGAACCCGGCGGCGAAGCUGCUGCACAUGGAGAGCCCUACGAACCCGCUGAUGCGAAUUGUCGACAUCCGUGCUGUCUGUGAGGCUGCCCACGCGCACAACGUAAAGGUGUCCAUCGACAAUACUAUGAUGUCCCCGCUCCGCUGCACCCCGCUCGCCCUGGGCUGCGACUACUCCAUCCACAGCGCCACCAAGUUUCUGUGCGGCCACAGCGACACUAUGUGCGGUCUUAUCUGCGUGAAGUCUGAGGAGGAUGUGAAGCGGGUGGCCUUUCUGCAGAAUGCGCAGGGAAACGCACUCGCCCCGUUUGACUGCUGGCUGCUCCUGCGUGGCAUCCGCACGCUGUCCAUCCGCGUCGAGAAGCAGGAGCUGAACGCCGUCGCGGUGGGGCUGUUCCUGUCGCGUCAGACCCACGUCGUGUCGCGGCUGCACUACGCCGGUUUGAACCCCGUCACGUCCCCCCAGAUCUCCUCCCUAACUGAGGAGAACUUCUACCUGCACCGCUCGCAGACCUCUGGCCCUGGCAGCGUGCUCUCCAUUGAAACCGGCAGCGUCAAGCGCUCCAACGCGUUUGUACGGGCCUGCAAGCUGUUCAAGCUCACCGUCAGCUUUGGAAGCUGCAACUCCCUCGUCGAAAUGCCCUGCCUCCUCUCGCACGCGUCCAUCCCGAAGGAAAUGCGCACACUUCCAGCUGACCUAAUCCGACUGUCGGUGGGUAUCGAACAGAUCGAGGAUAUACUUGCCGACCUAACGCAGGCCAUUGCCGCCGCGGUCGCCAUCCAUGACAAUGACGGGUCCUGCUGA